ACCCUCUCUUCUCCUUCGCCUCUUUCGGCAUCAGAGCGAGAGAGAGGAGAGAGAAAGUAGAGAGAGAAAGAGGCUUUCGAGGCCUCUCUACGUUCUCUGGUUUAUCCGAUCAUAUCUUCCGGCACAUAUCGCCGGAAUAUCGUCCUCUUUGCCGGUUUUCUGGCAAAAUCCUCAGUUUUCUGGCAAGAAAACAACAGUUUAUUUGGCAAAGUUAUGCAGGCGGAUCAGACAGUCUUGAGCUUGCGUCCUGGUGGUGGAGGUGCGAAUCGAGGCCGAAUCCUUGGUCCUCGUUUCGAUUCUCUCUCCUCGGGCCUUUCUAUCUCAUCUGCAACUCCUGAUUCUCACUUCUUACGACCCCAUGGAGCUGGCCCGUUGUCGUCGACUUCUUUGAAGACUGGAGACUCGCGUUUUGAAGUUCAUGAACGCAUUCGAUAUUCACGUGACCAGCUAUUACAACUUAGGGAGUCUGUGGUGCCCCCAGAAGAUAUUAUAAGGAUUAAACAAGAAAUUGAGUCUGAAAUAUCAGGAGAAGAGCCAACUUGGGGACGUGCAGAUACCAAUCAAAAUCAAUUGCAAAGUCGUUAUGCUGAAGCAGACAAUCGGGACUGGCGUGGUCGGGCAGCACAAGUGCCUACAACUGGAGAGGAAAGGUCUCGGGAAACAGUUCGAGAUAACAAAGACUUCCAGAGUAGAAGAUCUGAAUCAGAAUCUUAUGGGUCAAAUUCAAGGCAACAUGAAGCUAAUGCACCACAGUUCAACCGGCCAGAGCAGCUUGGCUCACAGUUCUCAUCAAAAGUUCAAGUUUCCUCAGCCCAGGGGGUUGGGCCAACGCCUGUUCUUGUCAAGGCUGAAGUGCCAUGGUCAGCUCGGCGAGGAAAUCUUUCAGAUAAAGACCGCGUUCUGAAGACAGUGAAAGGAAUACUUAACAAGUUGACACCAGAGAAGUUUGAUCUUCUCAAAGGCCAGCUUAUAGAUUCUGGAAUCACAACACCCGAUAUUUUGAAGGGUGUUAUCGAUCUUAUCUUUGACAAGGCGGUGCUAGAACCUACCUUUUGUCCCAUGUACGCCCUUCUCUGUUCUGAUCUCAAUGAGAAACUGCCUCCAUUUCCCUCGGAAGAGCCAAACGGAAAACCCAUCACAUUUAGGCGAAUCCUUCUCAAUAAGUGUCAAGAGGCAUUUGAAGGUGCUGACAACCUUAGAGCGGAGAUCAGACAGAUGACUGCUCCAGAGCAAGAAAUAGAACGCAGAGAUAAAGAAAGGUUGGUGAAGCUCCGGAUCCUUGGAAACAUUCGUCUCAUUGGGGAGCUCUUGAAGCAGAAAAUGGUCCCUGAAAAAAUCGUUCAUCACAUUGUUAAGGAACUCUUGGGUCACGAUUCGAAGGCUUGCCCAGAUGAAGAAAACGUUGAAGCCAUCUGUCAAUUCUUCAACACCAUUGGUAAGCAGCUGGAUGAAAGCCCUAGGUCCCGCCAUGUCAAUGACUCGUAUUUUAACAGGCUCAAAGAGCUCUCCAAAAACCAUCAACUGGCACCAAGGCUCAAAUUUAUGAUCCGUGAUGUUUUGGACAUGCGAGCCAACAAUUGGGUUCCUCGACGUGAAGAGGUGAAAGCCAAGACUAUCAAUGAGAUCCACUCUGAGGCUGAGAAGAAUUUGGGCCUAAGGCCGGGUGCCACAAUGCGAAAUGGCCGCGCCACCGCUGUGGGUCCCCUAGGCGGUAUGGGUAUUGCUGGUGGCUUCCCCAUCAAUCGACCAGGUGCUGGUGGCAUGAUGCCAGGAAUGCCAGGGACGCGCAAGAUGCCGGGCAUGCCAGGCCUGGAUGACAAUUGGGAGGUCCCGAGAAGCCGGUCAAUGCUCAAAACUGAAGGACAAUCUCUCUCUAGCAACCGAAUGCCUUCCUCUAUUGCCCCAAAACAAGGCUCCCUCAAUUCGAAGAUGCUACCUCAAGGCACUGGAGGCCUGAUACCUGGAAAAACAAGUGCCUUAUUGCAGGGUGGGCCCACCUCUCGGAUCCAAUCGGGCUUGGUCUCAGGCCUAGAGCCCAAGGCUGUUGCUCCGGUGGGGUAUCCCAAACCCUAUGAGCCCAAACCUUAUGAGCCCAAACCUUAUGAGCCUCCUGUGCCUAAUCCACUCGAGAAGGCAGUGCCAGCCCAACAAGUCCGACAACCCCCUGUGGACCUUGUGAGGAAGACAAAAUCACUAUUGGAGGAGUACUUCAGCGUUCGUGAUCUAAAUGAGGCCAUGCAAUGUGUGGAAGAGCUUAAGAGCCCUAACUAUCACCCCGAGUUUGUGAAGGAGGCGAUAGCACAGGCUUUUGAGAAGAGUCCGCCUUGUGUCGAACCUAUAGGGAAGCUCUUGGAGUUCCUUUUGGCCAAGAAGGUAAUUUCUGGGAGAGAUGUGGGUGUGGGGUGCCUACACUACGCUUCGAUGCUUGACGAUAUUGUUUUUGACAUCCCUAAGGCUCCGAUCAAUUUCGGGGAAGUUAUUGGAAGGCUCAUUUUGGUGGGGGGUGUGGAUUUUGAGUUAGUGAGAGAGGCAUUGAGCAAAAUGGAGGACACAAAGCAAAGGGGUGAUGUAUACAACGCAGUCAUGAAGGCUGUGAACUCGAGCCCUUCUGCACAAGCAAUAUUGGGGAGCAAGAUGGCUGGUAUUCAAGCAUGUGAGAGCCUCCUCUCCCCAUGAUAUGCUGUUUUUAAAAGUGCUAGUUUAUAGGGUUUGGUUCUCGAAGCAAGCCUUUCUUUUUGUCAUUUAUUUCAUGUUUUCACCAACUUUCAUCUCCCUUGAAACUCUGUAACUAGAUAGGAUCGUCGUCUCCUUGAUUUUUCCCUUGAGGCACCUUUGUGUUGCAGUAAUGAUUUAUAUGUGGAGCUGAGAAAACAGGUAAUAUUAUGAGUUGUAUAUUUCUCGAGGUCAUAUGAGGUGUGUUUUAUGGAAUUUGAGAACACAGGGGAUAUGUUUUUUUUAUUUUUUAUUUUUCCUGAGAUGGUACUUAGUUCGGGCAAUGCUCGGCGCGGACAUGAUUUUAUUGAAAUAUUGCCUUUUUAAGUGAUUUUGUGGGGUGUUUUGAAUCC
Molecule: messenger RNA, 3065 nt
Organism: Amborella trichopoda
Lineage: Eukaryota; Viridiplantae; Streptophyta; Magnoliopsida; Amborellales; Amborellaceae
Gene: EIFISO4G1
Product: MIF4G domain-containing protein / MA3 domain-containing protein
Cellular component (GO): eukaryotic translation initiation factor 4F complex
Molecular function (GO): translation initiation factor activity; mRNA binding; protein binding
Source: RefSeq, a predicted model, not a curated record